Manihot esculenta (cassava) is the source of this 3310-nucleotide messenger RNA. Its product is annotated as folylpolyglutamate synthase. NCBI's taxonomy places the organism in Eukaryota, Viridiplantae, Streptophyta, Magnoliopsida, Malpighiales, Euphorbiaceae. Gene Ontology annotation, biological process: tetrahydrofolylpolyglutamate biosynthetic process. The record is from RefSeq and is a predicted model, not a curated record. Gene Ontology annotation, molecular function: tetrahydrofolylpolyglutamate synthase activity; ATP binding. The coding region runs from base 1229 to 3190 and encodes 653 amino acids. Gene Ontology annotation, cellular component: cytoplasm; mitochondrion; cytosol. The transcript has 17 exons.
AAUAAGUGGACAUGAGAGCCCAUUGUCCCUCCCGCAGAAGCAGGAGACAGGUCUUCCGAGAGACCAAAGGAACAAGUGCAGCUGCAAAUCCAACUCCUAAGAUACUCAAGACUAUGGCUAUCCCUUUUCUUUCCAAGUGUUGUUAGUGGCUUUUCUUUGUUGCCUGGCAAGAAAAUUUGAGAAAAGGAGAGAAACGAGUUCUGGGUAUAUGUUCUUUCUUUGUCUGGUAACAGAAAGCAAUGACCUUUAUUCUUCUGAAUCUAAUUUAGCUGUUUAUUUAUUAUUUUUUCUUGCACUGGAGGGAGGGAAUGGUGAGAAUUCAAUUUUUUUUCAUUGUGAAUUGGGCUCUUUACUAUAUUAGCCGGAAAUUUUUUGUGUUUUUGCUUCAUCUGGUGUUUGGGGAGUUUGUGAUUCUAAGCAUUCAAAACUCGAAAUAGAAGUGGUAUCUAUGUUUAUAGUUUUAGUACAUGAUUGGUAUAACAUAAUUGAAUGCAGCUAAUGUAAUGAAAUGAAUUGUUAGUUCAUUGUUCUGUUGAACCUUCAUUUGUUUUGCAGCAAAAAACUUUCCUGGAAAAUAUUAUCUAAGAAAAUAACUUAUUUUAUAUUGUUUAGCAGCAAUGUUAAAAAAAUAAAUGAUAUUAAUAAAUUUAUGUAUAGAAGUUUUGUGGUAUUAAAAAGAUUCUCAAAGAAGGAAAAUGGCUUCCUUUCUUUGAAAAUAGUAAGUAAUUUUCCUUAAAAAUGACCUAACUUUUAAGAAAAUAUUUUCUGUUGACUAAUGUUUUUGAGUGCCCCAAAUGUUAGGAAAAGCAGAAAAUGUUUUUCUGAAAAUAUUUUCUACGAAAUAAAGGGAGCUUGAAUUUGUAUUUGAUUACAUUCUAUUAGAUUCAAUUACAUCCUAUCAAGCAUGCACUCAGUGCCAAAGUCUAUAAGUUGUAUUAUCUGAUAUGAGGAUUGGAUAGUAAUGAACUGGGGGCAUGGAAUUUGAUUUUCGAUCGUGGAAAAUGAGAGGAUUUAUUUGUCCCACUGAUUGAGUUGGACAUUGUCCUGCUACUAAGUUGUAGCUACCUUCUAGGAAAUCUCCAUUGUCCCUAAGGAGUUAUAGAGCUGCCAUUGGUCAAGUCUGUUUUUGAUAGUCAGAUACUUAAAUAAAGAUGUAAACUUGAGUAGAUAUUACAGUGCUUAAAGAUCAUUGUACUUCCAACCGACUCCUGUUUUUCUAGCAGGGUUGAUGUUUUCUAUGUUCGUUUAUACAAACAAUUAUUUGAAGUGUGGGAUAGUUAGAGUUUCACACUUCCAUGAGAGAGAAUAUAAAUUUUCUACCAGAGCUCCAUGCAAGUAUUCUUUCCAGCCAGCUUUUGUGGGUACCCAUGAUCUGAUUGAUCGCAGGAAACUCCAUUUCCAAGCAAGAGGUUCUAAGUAUCACAAGAUGUCAUCUCAAGUCAUGGAAAAAACAGAAAGCAAUGUGGCUGUCGAAGAUUCUUUGCGGGACCUUCCUCUUUCAAAUUCUUAUGAAACUGCUAUGGAAGCACUCUCCUCCCUUAUUACACGUCAGAAACGUGGAACCCCCUCAUCUGUUGGUGGAAAAUAUGGAAAAUUUGACAGGAUGCAGAUGUAUCUUAAGAUACUCAACUUGGAAGAGCAUAUACCUGAGCUCAAGAUUAUCCAUGUUGCUGGAACAAAAGGGAAGGGUUCAACGUGUGCAUUCUGUGAAGCUAUUUUACGGGAAUGUGGCUUUCGAACAGGACUCUUUACUUCCCCUCACCUAAUUGAUGUGAGAGAAAGAUUCCGUAUAGAUGGAUUUGACAUAUCUGAAGAUAAAUUUUUAUUGCACUUUUGGGACUGUUGGAAUCAGUUGAAGGAACAUGUAAGUGAUGACCUGCCGAUGCCCCCACUAUUUCAGUUCCUCACAGUCUUAGCAUUCAAAAUAUUUGUCUGUGAAAAGGUAGAUGUUGCCAUAAUUGAAGUUGGUCUUGGAGGAAAAAGGGAUUCAACAAAUGUGAUUAAAGAGCCUGUUGUCUGUGGCAUUACACCAUUGGGGAUGGAUCAUACAGAAGUUUUGGGUAAUACACUUGGAUGUAUUGCUUCACACAAGGCAGGAAUUUUCAAGCCCCAAGUUCCUGCAUUUACGGUACACCAACUUUCUGAAGCAAUGGAUGUUCUUCAUGAGAAGGCCCAUGAAUUAGCGGUACCCUUAAAAGUAGUGGAACCUCUUGACCAUAAAAAGUUGGAGGGAUCAAAGCUUAGCUUGUCUGGUGAUCAUCAAUUCACUAAUGCCGCUCUUGCUGUUUCCCUAUGUAAAUGUUGGCUUCAAAGAACUGGAAACUGGGAAAAGAUAUUCCAAAAUCAGGAUAACCCGGAAUCUAAUAUGCCAGAGGCAUUCCUUAGAGGUCUUACAACAGCGCAUCUUUAUGGUAGGGCUCAAGUUGUCCAUGAUUCUUCUUCAAAUUGCCACUUUGGCUCAGCACCAGCGGACAAUUCUUCUGGAGAUCUGAUUUUCUACUUGGAUGGAGCUCACAGUCCAGAAAGCAUGGAGGUUUGUGCCAAAUGGUUCUCUAGUGCUGUUCAAGAAAGCAAGCAAUUACCAAACCUAUCAUCAUCUUCUCAUGAUGUUGAAAGUAUGAAGGAAGUUUGGGGCAACGGUUAUAUCCAAAGUGAAAGAGGCAACACUAAUGAGUCUAACAAAAUAUCAAAGAAGAUUCUUUUAUUCAAUUGCAUGGAGGUUAGAGAUCCUCAAAUUUUGCUUCCACAGCUAGUGAGUACCUGUGCUUCCUCAGGUACCUACUUUUCAAAGGCCAUAUUUGUCCCGAGCAUUUCAACAUACAACAAGGUUACUUCUGGCACCUCAGCCAUUCCUUCAGGAAUCUCUAACCAGGAUUUGUCGUGGCAAUUCAGCCUGCAGAGGCUUUGGGAGAAGAUAAUCCAUGGCAUAGAAGGAGAUGUUGUACUUGACGAAAGCUCCAAGUUGGACAGUGCAGAGACCUUACCACCGCGUGAAUUCCUUUACGAGGAUGCUUCUCGUUGCAGUCCUGCAGAUGGAAAUUUGGCUUGCAGUUCUGUCAUUUCUUCACUCCCUCUGACAAUAAAAUGGUUGAGGGAUUGUGUUAGAGAAAAUCCUACGCUAAGAAUUCGAGUGCUUGUCACUGGAUCAUUGCAUCUUGUUGGUGAUGUUCUAAAGCUAUUAAAGAGAUGAAUCAGAUGAUAUUAACUAAAAAGCUUUCCAAAUUGUUCUUGCAUUCUUUAACACAUUGAUUUUAGCCCUCAUUUUCCAAGUAGCCAAGGUAUAUCAUGUAACUUGAUGCUUGGCUAAAAU